UUGACACAUUUUGCAAAUGGGAACAUGGAUCCAGUCUGUACGUUUUACAAUAGGAAAUCUAAUAUUUCCCUCGACUCGGUUUAUGUAUGAUCAGGGAGGUGUCACUUACACCUCCCUGGUAUGAUAGUACUCCUCGUCAUACAAAAUGACAUAGACGGCUUGAAAGAGAACAAUUAUGACCUCAUGUUGACCUGAACUGGCUGAGUGAGCAUAAUGGCCGAAUCUGGAGCCGGUGAAGAUUGUAAACAUGACGAAGAAAACAGUAAAAUGUCGGACGAAGAAUCAGAAGUUGAAGACCAAGAGAGUAUAUAUGAAGUGGAGAAAAUAGUUGGAAUAUCAAAAGAUGGGGAUAAGACGUUGUACAAGGUGAGAUGGAAAGGGUACGGGGUUGAUGACGACACCUGGGAACCCAAAGACAACCUGCUUACCUGUGAGGAUCUCAUAGAUGAGUAUGUCGCCAAGGAAGAAAAGAAAAAGGCCACAAAGAAAUCUGGGAAAGGUCAGCCAGCUGAGAAAGAGACCAAGGCCCCUGCUAAGGAGCGGCACGCUCCGAAGAGAAGCUCAGGUCAACCUAAGAAAAAGAAGAAACGGAAACAGUCUUUAUACGAGCGGGAAGUUCCGGCUGACGAGGAGAGGAGAGACAGAAAGAAAAGUCACAGUACAGAUGAGGAAGGGGAUGGGAAAGAAGAUAAGAUGGCAAUGAGGAGGGGGAUGGGGAUAAGGGUGAUGGGGAAGAGGGGAUGGAUGUGGAAAGAGAGGGGGCAGGGGUGA
Strongylocentrotus purpuratus (purple sea urchin) is the source of this 771-nucleotide messenger RNA. RefSeq names its product M-phase phosphoprotein 8. NCBI's taxonomy places the organism in Eukaryota, Metazoa, Echinodermata, Echinoidea, Camarodonta, Strongylocentrotidae. Gene Ontology annotation, biological process: chromatin organization; negative regulation of transcription by RNA polymerase II. The record is from RefSeq and is a predicted model, not a curated record. Gene Ontology annotation, molecular function: chromatin binding. The transcript is spliced from 3 exons. The coding region runs from base 214 to 771 and encodes 185 amino acids. Gene Ontology annotation, cellular component: pericentric heterochromatin.